Paramisgurnus dabryanus is the source of this 1896-nucleotide messenger RNA. RefSeq lists its product as uncharacterized. The record is from RefSeq and is a predicted model, not a curated record. Gene Ontology annotation, biological process: response to bacterium. Lineage: Eukaryota; Metazoa; Chordata; Actinopteri; Cypriniformes; Cobitidae.
UUAUGAUAUGUCACUGUAUGUUUACGCUCAUGUUUAUUUUUCGUUAUGUUUAAUUUCAUAUUUUGUGAUUAUUUUGUCUCUCUGCAGCUGUGGGUCUCCUGUUGAUAUUUUUAUUUGGAGUCCAAUCACAGUUAGUUUUUGACAAAGCCACUCCUCCUUCUUCUACCGCAUAUAAAACACAUUGAUAUUGCCCACCUAAUCUUCUCUCCAGCCCUGUUUUGACUCAGUAAAGAAAUGCCGCAUAUUUCAACUACAAGUUUAAUGCUGUUUGGCACAGGAUUUUUAACACUUUUGUGUCCAGUGGUCAGUAUAGAGGUUCUGAAAGGAGAAAAUGCUGCUAUAUGGUGUGAACACAACAUCCAUGUUAUUGCAGACUUGUGCUGGUUCAAGCAAACAUCUUAUGUUGUACCAAGAAAAAUUGUGUGCAUGAAGUACACUCAUAGUUUUCAAAGUGGUGAGGCAAAAUAUUUCUCCAAUUUCACAAUAAAUCAGAUGAUCAUGCAUCUGUACCGUAAAUCCACCUCUUUAACAAUACUGGAUGUGAAAGUUUCUGAUUCUGGCUUCUACUUUUGUGGAGCUGCUGAAUAUCAAAUGAAAUUUGGCAAUGGAAGCAGACUUGAUGUGAAAGAUAAAAAUGACACAGAAACCUUGAAAAAUGAUCAUGAUAAAUCCUCUGUGUCUGUUGAUGAUUGUUCUGGAAACAUCUUUUUAAUCUUGACAUUCAUAUUUGGUGGAUUUAUUAUUUUUACUUUCAAUAUUCUGCUCAUUUGGGCAAUUAUCAGAAAACACAGAAGACUGAAACAAAGAAAAGCGGCUGAACUCCAAGAACAACAGCAAGAUCACAAGGAGCAGGAGUCUGAUUCAGUGGAAUAUUCUGCUGUGCACUUAUCAAAAAAGAAACCCAAGAGAGCCGAAGAGCGUACUGAUAUGUAUCAGAUGUAUACUGAUGCCACAUGAUGCAUAACUCACUUAUUCAAACUUUUGUUCAUAAAAUAUUUAUUUUUAUAAUCAGCACGUUACUGUUACUAUUACACUCUAAAAAGUGCUGGGUUGUUUUAAUCCAGGGUUUGGUCAGUAUUGGAAAACAGCUGGUUUAUUGUUAUUUAACCAUGAGUUAAAACAACCCAGCACAUUUUGUGCUAUUCAUUUAUUUAUUUUGAUACAUGCUUUUUGCUAAUCCUGAUACCAACAAAAUGCUGAUAUUGCUGAAGUUAUAGUAUAGGAAUAUGUGUAAUAAGUGAGUUUUAUAGAGAAUAUGGUCAUAUUAGACAGAUUUGAAUUGGUCGGGGCUGAGUUUGUCCCUUUUAGACCCAACGCUGGGUUUUUAAAUAACUAAGCAUUUUUACAGUGUGUGUUUGCCAAGAACUGCUGUUUUGUUGUUGAUCGACAGGUUUGGCAUAGUUUUAUAAAAUAAACCACACCCCUUUAAAUAAAACCACAUUACUCUCCUUCUCCUACAGUAGUUUGGCAUUUUAACACUUAUAAAAGGUUUUAAUGGAGCAGCUGAAGCUGUAACAUGCAACCAUUCACUUGCAGGAUGAACAAAUAACAGCCAAUAAUGUUAAUACAAAAGUCAAUUAAUCAGAAAAAUUAUUUGUAAAAUCGUAAAACACAUUAAAUAAAUUAAGUUGUAAUUAAAUACAUGUUGUUUGAAUAAACAAAAAUGUUUAUUCAUGUCAUUUGAAUUUCUGGUUGAAUGUGUGUAAAAGUCUACUUGAGCUGCAUUUCCUGAGCUUGACAUUGGUAACCAGCCAUGAGUUUCAUGACAGCCAUAAGUCAUUGUGCACAUCUAGCCUGUAUGCCUUCAGUUUGAGGUUUACCAGAGGACUUAUGAGGUAGGGUGAGUCAAGUUUAGGUGUGAUUCAUUCCGGCCCUUUCACAACACAAGAAAAUGUU